Molecule: messenger RNA, 759 nt
Organism: Trichomonas vaginalis G3
Lineage: Eukaryota; Parabasalia; Trichomonadida; Trichomonadidae
Exons: 1
Coding region: 1-759 (252 amino acids)
Source: RefSeq, a predicted model, not a curated record
AUGGUAGACCAGGCCGAUGACGCAAUCCAAAAACUACUCGUUGAGUUGCGCAAUGAUACAAAGUCAUAUAAAAGUGAAGCAGAAUACAGGAACAUAUUAACUUCAAUUGAAAAACUCAAAAAUGUUCGAGGCGAUGAUUUUAGAAAAUAUUUAAAAGAGACAUAUGGUAGACUACCACCAUAUAAGAAUAUAUUCGAAUUAAUGCAAUUCUUAUCUCUAUUUAAUAUCGUUAAUGCACUUCCAAGAAUUGCAGAUCGUCAAAGCAUCAUUUUAUACGCUUCAAUGCAAGAACAAUGGGAUAGAAAAAUCAAAUACAUCUUCCCAGGAAAAGUUUUCUUUAUUUGUAUGAAAAAAAUGGAAGAAUUUCAUGAAUUUUGCAAAAAUAAAUAUUCAAGCGAAGAUGAAUUAAAGGAUUGCUUUAUGAAUGUAGUCAAUAUGAUGAAUACUUGCAAAAGAAAUGUCAAAGAAAUUGCAAAAUAUAUUGCAAAAUUCGAACAAGAAGUUGUAAGCUAUGUAACUCUCUUUGCAUUUGAUGGUUACACUGGAGCUAUUACAUAUAAAAAAGAUUCGAGAUCAAAAAAUAUUAUAAUGCAUAAAAUGAUGUUCGAUGGAGAGAAAUUAUCAAUAUAUGUAGUCAGUGGGAAAGAUAAACCAAUUCAAUGCUUACUUUUCAACAUCCAAUUGAAAGAAUAUUCUUCACCAAAUGAAUCUGAUUAUUUUGACCUUUUCGAUAAUUUCCACGAUAUCGAUAUAUACUGA